Petromyzon marinus (sea lamprey) is the source of this 7235-nucleotide messenger RNA. RefSeq names its product immunoglobulin superfamily DCC subclass member 3 (gene IGDCC3). Gene Ontology annotation, biological process: cell-cell adhesion. The record is from RefSeq and is a predicted model, not a curated record. Gene Ontology annotation, molecular function: protein binding. NCBI's taxonomy places the organism in Eukaryota, Metazoa, Chordata, Hyperoartia, Petromyzontiformes, Petromyzontidae.
GGGGAGGGUGAAAAGACACGGCUUGCGCCUCGGCGCUCGCCUGCGCACACGAGGCGCGCUCUCACUUUCACGCAGCGCUCGCACUUUUAGCCGGGCGGCGUUGUGCGCGCGUCGAGGGCGGCGGCGGCGGCGGCGAUUCCGCGGGGUCGCAUCGCGUGUCUCCCCCAUCCAAGCACCGCCACCACCACUACUACUACUGCCAUCGUUAUCACUAGCAGCAGCACCACCACCACCGACUGCUCACAGCCACCGGCAACCGCCGGCACGAACUCCUUCCCCCCCACCACCACCACCCUCCUCCUCCUCCUCCCCACCGGCGUCUGAGGAGCUGCCGCGAUGACGGCGCGCGCGCACCGCGGGACAGAAGCGGCGGCGCGCGCCGUGCGGGGGGAUGCGCAAAGAUGGCGCGAGGGCGUCUGACCCCUCGGGCCGGGCCCGGCUCUCGGCGCCGCUGCCGCUGCUGCUGGUGGCGACGGUGGUAGUGGUGGUGGUGGUAGUGGUGGUGGUGACUCCCGCGGGCUCCUCUCGUGGGGGGCGGAGAGGGACCGACUUGUCCUCUGCGACCGCUUUUGCCCGGGCGACCCGGACGGCCGUCGCUUUCGCCGACCCGCAGCUCCUGCCGCUGCCGCUGCUGCUGCUGCCCGUAGUUGCGGCGUCUUUUUGUUGUUGUUGUUGUUGGUCUAAAGUGUGUGGUGUGGUGUGGGGGGGCGGUUUUUUUUUGCUUAUUAUUUUCGCUUCGCUUCCUCAUGGCCGUCUCCUACAACUACCUCAGCCUCUGGGCGCCGGUGACGGCGAUGCUGCUCACGCUUCUGGCCGGGCCCUGCGCGCCAAGCGAACUCGCCUUCCUCGAGGAGCCCCAGGACACAGUGGGCGUGCGGGGGCAGCCGCUGGCGCUGAGCUGCCGUGCUGAGGGCGUGCGGCCCAUCGCCGUGAGCUGGCGGCGAGAUGGCGUGGCUCUCGACCUGGCCAUGGACGGCGACGCGAGCAGCGGUCCCACGGCGGCGCCCCCCGCCGCAUCUGCUACCCCCGCCACGCACGCCCUCCUUCCCAACGGCUCGCUGUACAUCCCCUCGUUCCGCCGGAGCGCCGGUGGCCGCGAGGGGUCGGACGAGGGCGAGUACGAUUGCACGGCCCAGAAUCGCUUCGGCCUGCUGCUGAGCCGCCGUGCCCGUGUGCUGGCCUCAACACUGCCGCGGUUCAGCCAGCACCCACAGCCGGUUGUAGUGGAGGAAGGUGGCGUGGCCCGCUUCCAAUGCCUCAUCAACGCCCGGCCGGACCCGCUCGUCACCUGGGAGAAAAACCGUACAGCUCUGACAGAAGAUGACGACAGGUACACAUUUUUACCUUCUGGAGUCCUGCAGAUCACAGGUGUUCGGCCAGAGGACUCUGGUUACUUCCGUUGCAUAGCCAGCAAUGUGGCAGGACGGAGACGAAGCAUGGAUGCCCUUCUCACGGUCACACCGGCAGUUCCAGCGAAGUCGUCCAAGGACCCCGUGAUCCUGUCAGGCCCUCAGAACCUCACGCUGACGGUGCACCAGACUGCCAUCCUGGAGUGUAUCGCCACAGGGAACCCCCGGCCCAUUGUGUCCUGGAGCCGGCUGGACGGCCGCCCCAUCGGUGUGGAGGGCAUUCAGGUGGUGGGCACUGGCAAUCUAAUGAUUUCCGACGUAGCCGUGCAGCACGCCGGUGUGUACGUGUGUGCCGCCAACCGGCCAGGCACACGCGUUCGUCGCACUGCUCAGGGUCGCCUCAUCGUUCAGGCGCCACCGGAGUUCAUGCAGCCGCCCCAGUCGGUGACGCGAUCUCUGGGCGCGUCGGCUGUGCUCACUUGCUCCGCGCAAGGCACCCCGAGUCCGCGCAUCAUCUGGCUGCACAACGGGCUGCCCCUUCACCAGAGCGAGCGCGUCAGGUUGCAGAACGGCAACAGCACCCUCACGAUCCAGCGCGUGUGCAGCGAGGACGAGGGCAUCUACCAGUGCACGGCCGAGAACAGCGCCGGCUACACGCAGGCCAGCGCGCGCCUUGCCGUGCUGGGCUCCGACGGGCUGCCCGGCCCGCCGUGGGACCUGCGCGUGCGCGCCACCUCCGCCACCGCGGUGGAGCUGGCCUGGCGUGAGCCCCUGCAAAACCCCCACGGCGUCAUCGGCUACGUGCUGCACAUCCGCCGAGCUCAGGACUCGGAGGAUCAGGAGUAUCAGGAGGCAGUGAGCCAGACGACCGUACAGCACACGGUGUUGGAGCUCGAGCCAUCCACCCACUACACCUUCUACGUCAAGGCCUACUCGUCGGGUGGAGCGAGCCAGCCCUCCGACUACGUCACCGCUGAAACGCUCGGCGAAGUGCCUGCGGUUCCGGCCCUUUUCACGCGCAUCCUCAACAGCUCCGCCGUGCAGCUGAGUUGGGAGCCGUCGGUAAAGCUGGGCCGCAUCCGUGGCUUCAAGCUCUAUCACGGCAAGAUCUACUCGACGCGCCUGCAAGGGCCCCUGGAGCUCCCGGCAAAUGUCACCAGCUACGAACUCGCGCACCUCGAGUCCUACGCUUCGUACGAGGUUCGCCUGCUGGCCUUCAACGAAUUUGGAGACGGAAACUUCACAGCCCGACUCGUGUCACUCAAAGACAGCCCGCAGGCUGCAGUGUUGGAGCCAACCGGCACGGAUUGUGAGGGAGAUACGUGGCAAGAUGGGGCAUCUACCACAGGCAUCGUCAUCGGAAUCCACAUUGGCCUGGCUUGCAUCGUCAUCUGUGUCCUCUUCCUGCUUCUGGGAUACCGACGCAGGUUUUUCGGGUGGCCCGGCGCGAGCGAGGGACGCGCGGGUCGCCAGCACAGCAACGGGGCGGCCCCGGGCGGCGGCGGCGGCGGCGGCGGCGGUGGCAGGAUGAGGGCCAGGCAGCCGACCCCCGCCGUGGGCACCGAGAGGAAAGGGCCCCAGCAGCACCAGUCCACGCUGCUGCUCGCCGAGCCCCGCGAACUCGAGUGCUUGGUGUCGGAGCCUGACAUUUCUGACCUUGUUAAUGGAACAUUGAGCAAUGUUGAUAACGGCGUAUUGAUGGAUGGUGUCUGUGUGGACUUCGACUCUUCUUCGGUUCCACGUGGCAACCCGUUGGAUCAGCAGCAAAAGGCUCAGAACGUCCCUCAAGAGUCGCACUCCAUUGUGCACAGGAGCCAAGAGUCCUCCGAAGAGCUCAACCCUGACUUAACCUCGCAGUGCGAUACACAGCCGACCGCCAUCACGAGAGUGGAUUCAGCAGCUUCUGUGGAGAUUGUCUCGUAUGUGAGCGACCUUCAAGAAGUUUCAAAUGAAUCAAAGGAGGAGAGCAACUCUGACAUUUCAACGGAUGAGGCCCAAGAGACAAGUCUCCUAUCGAGUGGUGUGGUCACCAAUUCAUCCGCCGAUUCCUCCCCAAAACCAUUUUGCAAGCUGUUGGAGAAUGGCUGUGGGAAAGCAGCUGUGACGGAGAUUUCUGUCGCACUCCGAUAGGCCGGCUAACAACCAAGGAGCCUUUCCAAAUGUUUCAAAAGUACUUUUUAAUAUAACCACAAAUACCGUCUGAAUGUCGAAUUGCUAUUACCGAUUUCCAGUCCACUGUUUUGGUAUAGCACUGAUGAAGGAAUUUUCUGGAAUAAGCAACUACCUCAAGGUUAUUUUUUGUUAAUUUUUUACACUAUUUGAUAAUACAAUUGCUCAGAUGGAGAAGCUCCUUGCUCAGAUUUUGUCACAGGCCAGUGUUGUCACUCAGGUCAAAAGUUGAAACUCAAUGCCCAACGUAUCUACCUCAGGGCUAGCAGGAAACCCACGUGGCGUACGUGGGACUUUGUGAGGUCUCUUUCUUCCGUCAGGUACCAGAGUCAGCCUCUUGGUCUGGUGGAGAAGCCAGUACCAACAUACAUCGUCCGCUUCACAGCCUGGAACUGCAAGGGGCUAUCGGUGCUUUUUAUAGCUGGGACUUAUUACUACUGACACCUCUGUGUGGAACUUGCGGGGUUAAAGAAAAAAACAGAAACACGUUAUUGUUUUACAGACACGUGCAUAUUGUUAUGUCAUGUGUCUUAAUGUGUUUUUUUUUAUAUCAUCCAUCUGUUACAAAACUGUGUUGCUGUGGCAAGUCGAUAGGUUGGGCUGUGGCCUCUACCUCAGUGCAGUAUGAAUACCAACUCCACGAACAACGCUGGGCUCUUCAGACUCGCACAUUCCUUCCUCACAGGUGGCUGUUACGAGCUGUGUCUUCCAGACCCAACACUUUACCACACUCCGGCAGGCAAGCAAGCGUCACCAUAGGAUUCAGACAUUUUUUUUUCCGUGUGCUCCGUUCAGUGCAGAUGCCUUGAGCGUCCAGUUGGGCUUCUUAAAAAAAGUGAAUGUAGCCAAAGCCAGAAUAAUUUAUUUCUUUGGCAUGAUGCGCAUCUUUUAGUUGCUUGCUGAAAACCUAAGGGCAUUUUGGAAUUUUGUUAUUGAGGCUGAGACUUCAUAUUGUUAUAUAUUGAAAUUUAAUUUGUGUCAUACUCAAAAUCAUUGAGAGAUAAUGUCAAAUACUGUCGUUGGGCGGCAAUUGGAGAUACAACGGUUCAAGCCUUAAAGCAUUAGGAAGUCUAAAAUGUAUGAACAUUCAAUAUCAAACAAUGAUGAAAUCCAGCCUUCGCUGUUUUAUUAAUUAUCUUUCAUGUUUUGUGUUUUUUUAUUAACAAAGUUGAAAUGUGCAUAGAAUAUGUGUAUGACAAAGUGUUAUGUUUUUGUUCUCCAUUACAAAUCACUUGCAGUUCUCUCAAGGCAGUAAUUUUACAUAUUACAAGUAAUUUAAUGCCAGUAUGUAGAAAUGUCAGGUUUCAUGUUGUAAUGUUGAAGAAAUAUAUAUGUUAACAUUUCCUUGUUUUGUUUAUCCCUUUUGAAAUACACUUCGUUGAAGUGUAGACUAUAAAGGCAUGCUUCUUGACCAAAUCAUUUGUUUUAGUGGUGUGAAGAGAUGUAACUGAACCAUGUGUACAUUGAUGUAGUCCAAAGUAAAAGGUGUUUGUUUUAGAAGGAUUAAUUAUCCAUGCAUGACAAAUUGAGCAUAUGAUAUGUGGACAGUUAUUUUUAUUCACGAAGCACUUAGAUUACAGAUAUUAAAAUACGAUAACUCUAAAUUGCUGUAGUUGAUUACUUGUAAGUUUGGCUUUAAAUAACCUUUGUUGGUAUAUCUUUAUUUUAAAUCAAAACCAAAAUGUUUAAGUUUUUUUCGGGGGGGGGGGGGUAUUGUCAAACUACUGUAAAAUAUAAAUAUUUAAAAGUGUUAUUGAACAUUAAGGUAUCAUGUAUUCCUUUCUUGUUUGCCAAGUUAUAUUUUUUUGUGGAAAUGGUUUUCUGUAUACCAUGUUUUCACAGUCUAUGAAGCUUUAUCAGCAUUACUAGCUUGCUCUGUUUUAGUAGUGUUUAGUCAUUACAUGGCAACACAAGUUAAAUCCUGUAAGCGUAAAAAAUAAAAAUAAAAAAAUCUUGUGUUUUUGCAUGUUGUUUUGUAGAUUGUUAACGGCUUAUUAGGAGAACUAAAACUGCUCAGCUUAUCAUUAUAUUGCCUUCUAAGGACCUCUCAGACUUCAAACUGAUGAAGAAAAAACCAAAAUAUGUGUUCGUAUAAUGCUGGAAGGCUGCACACUAAUCUCAAGAAAUGUUGGUGCUCUUGAAAACAAAAAAAAACCGUCAGUAUUUUACUGGAACAUUGUGAAAUGACAGUGUUCUCACCUCGCAAACAAAUAUCGUGUUGUCUCACAUACGGCGAAGGAAAAAAAGCGUGAUCAAAUAUUGCGGAUGUGAUUAAAAAAAAAUGUUGGACAGUUAAUAAUACAGCUUUUAAAAAAAAAAUACUACCACAGUUCAAAACUCGCUCAUGAAUGCAAAACUCGCACAUCGGUAGUACCACGGCUUAGUUUCUCGUGGCCGUGUUGUGAAGCUCUGACGAUGCGCUGCCGGAACGUGCCGCGCGGCUGUUCGGCGCGAUGUCUGACAUUUAGCUCUGCAAGCUGGGAAAUUCAUGCCGAACAGCACGAAAAAAAACCCCAUAGACACAUCGGAGGAGCUCUCAAACACGAGAACUUGAUGCAUAACGCCAACGAAUAUCGAUCAAUCCGAGGCUUCUGCGGAAACCACAUUGUGACUGGCGUAUUAGCUCGCUUGGUUGACAGAUUGUGACCAAAGUAAUUGAGUGAAAUCCCAUCAAAUUCGAUGUUCCAUGAUUUGGCAGUGCUCUGAGAUUUGUCGAUGUGGUUGGCAUAGUGCAUGCAAUGGUUGAACUUGGUUGUGUCUACUGUAGCCGUGCAGCUGAAACACGUGGCUCUCUUGUGAUCGAGUGACCUUUGAGGAGCACAGACAUCUCAGGGAGGGAACAAACUCUUGUUUUAUACGUGUUUCCGGAUGAAUGUAAAAUAUUCACAGGGUAUUUUUUUACGCUGUCCGGUUUUUCUUAUCUGGGCAUUAUUUAGCAUUGGGGAAAUGCAAAUGAUCACACAUCCUCACAAUAUAACUUUGCAGCCAUUCAUCUUUGCGUUCACUAUGUAAUGUAAGGCAUUUGCAGGAAACCAUUGUUUGCUAGCAAACUUAGGUUAGCCAUGAACUGUAUCUCGAUGGUUACAUUUUUUUUCUUCCAGUGGACUGUGUGACCACUUGUAUGCUUGUGUUGACCGAUUGAUAUUCUUGUAACGAGAACACUUAGGGUGAAAACUAUGUGCGUACAUGACAUUGAUUUGUAUGUGUAUUGUAUUUUACCCUGAUUGAUAUGUGCUUUAAAAACAGUACAAGUAGAAGCAUUUAGGCGAAGUAGCUAAGUAUUGAGUAGGUUGCGGUAGUGAGUAGGAAAAAUGGACUCGGCUAUGGUUUAAACAAAUGUUAUUGAUCUACCUAUUGUAAUGCUUUGGAAAGAAAGUAAGCAAAUUUCCAGCAUGUGUUAGUGAAUAGCUUUGCUCGUGCGCUGAACCAUUGUUUGAAACCGCGUAAACCAAUGUGUUUUGAAUGUUUGACUCACCUCUAAGCCUCAGCCAUUUUCAUAGAAAAAAAACAUCACCGCCUCAUGGCACUUCAGUUAGAGCACUUUUGUACAUGGAAUUGAAGCAUUCACUUAAACACAAAACACCAUUUCACCAGAGUUGUUUUGCUUUAUACCGUUUGUAUUCUGUUCUCAUUGACAAAAGUAGCAGCCUUAAGCUGGGGUUGUCUAUUAAUCUCGAAAGUGAUGUAAAAAAUAAAUUGUCAUCAUAUAAGCUUACA